GACAAAAGAAUUGCUGUCCUAAGCCCUUAUGUCAUGAUCUGACCCCCCNAUAAAAUGGAACCUUUGAAAACAUGCAAAAGCAUCAUCACAUUUUCAAGCCUGUCUAUCUAUCCUACAAGAAAACAUGGCAGUCCUCACAUAUCAGCAGCUCCAUUUCAUCUUGUUCCCAUUCAUGGCUCAAGGCCACAUGAUCCCCAUGAUAGACAUAGCCAAGCUCUUGUCUCACCGGGGCGUCAUGGUAACCGUUCUCCUGACGCCCCACAACGCUGCCCGGGUCGGCCCUGUCGUCUCCCGGGCACAGGAAUCCGGGCUGCCCAUCCAAGUCCACCUCCUCGACUUCCCGUGCGCCGAGGCCGGGCUACCCCCCGGGUGCGAGAACUUCGACCUCCUCCCGUCCUUCGACCUGGCGAUGAACUUCUUCGACGCCACGAAGAAGCUCCGUCCCCAGGUCGAGCGGCUGCUGCGGGAGGGCCUGAAGCCCUCCCCCAGCUGCAUCAUCGCCGACAUGUGCUUCCCCUGGGCGACCGAACUCGCCCACGGGCUCCACAUCCCGCGGAUCGUUUUCCACGGGAUGUGCUGCUUCUCUCUCCUCUGCGAGCACAACCUAGUCCGUUGGCCCGAGCUCGAGAAGGUCGGGUCCGACUCGGAGUACUUCCGGGUCCCCGGGGUACCCGACAAGAUCGAAAUGACGAAAUCUCAGGUCACACACAUGGUGAACCCAAGGUCAAAAGAGUGGAGUGAGUUGUGGGGUGAGAUCAUAAAAGCAGAGGAAAAUGCUUAUGGGAUUUUAGUGAACAGCUUUGAGGAACUUGAGCCAGAGUACAUAAAAGAGUUCAAGAGGGCAAGGGGGAAACAUGUUUGGACCAUUGGGCCUGUUUCUUUGUGCAACAAUGUGGGGCCUGACAGGGGUGAAAGGGGAAACAAGGCCUCCAUUGAUUUGGACCAGUGCUUGAACUGGCUCAACUCAAUGGGGCCCGCUUCGGUCCUCUUCGUGUGCCUCGGGAGCCUCUCCCGCUUGCCGACGCCCCAAAUGGUGGAGCUCGGCCUCGCCCUCAAGGCGUCUAAGCGCCCCUUCAUUUGGGUCAUCAGGCACUUAUCCAAGGAGUUCCAAGACUUUCUUGAGCAAGAAAAAUAUGAGGAGGGAGUGAGAGGGCAAGGGCUCAUAAUCCAUGGUUGGUCCCCACAAGUGCUCAUCUUGUCCCACCCUUCAGUGGGGGCAUUCAUGACCCACUGCGGGUGGAACUCGACGCUCGAAGGGAUCGCCUCGGGGGUCCCACUCCUCACCCUGCCGCUAUUCGCGGAGCAGUUUCUGAACGAGAAGCUGACGGUGAACGUGCUGAAGGUCGGGGUGAGGGUCGGGAUGGAGUCACCGAUCGUGUUCGGGGAGGAGGAAAUGGCGGGAGUCCAAGUGAGUAGGGACAAGAUCGUGGCGGCCAUCGAGGAGGCGUUCGGCGGCGGCGGCGAAGGGGAAAUGAGGAGAAAACGCGCGAAAGCGUUCGGAGAAGCGGCCAGGCGAGCGGUGGAGGAAGGAGGCUCUUCUCACCUCAACAUUGCCAAACUAAUUCAAGAUGUUGGGGAGGAAGCUAAAGCUCUAAAAUCAGCAGCAUGAAGCUAAUUGUUAUCAUUUUGUUCUUAAAUCAUUAAGUAUCCAUUUUGACUUUCUACUAUACAUAUAUAUUAAGAAUCUAAUAAUUGUAGACAUAUUAUAUGGCUACAUUCAUUCAAUUUUUAAUGUAUCUGAAAAUAUGGUACUAGUAAUGAACAAUUAUUAAAGUUCCCAGGGAGUACAAAAUAUACUCCUAAUUAAUACUCUCUCCGUACCUAAAUAGAUUACAAUUGUUUAC
Molecule: messenger RNA, 1844 nt
Organism: Cuscuta campestris
Lineage: Eukaryota; Viridiplantae; Streptophyta; Magnoliopsida; Solanales; Convolvulaceae
Source: the annotation of a GenBank genome assembly